AUGCCAUCGCCACCGACGACGACAUCUCUCUCGGUGACACAAACCAUAAACGGAUCGCACAGCUUCACAAUCAAAGGCUACUCUUUAGCCAAAGGAAUCGGGAUCGGAAAACACAUCGCCAGCGACACUUUCACCGUCGGUGGUUACCAAUGGGCAAUCUAUUUCUAUCCCGACGGGAAGAAUCCCGAGGAUAAUUCCGCUUAUGUCUCCGUUUUCAUUGCUUUGGCUAGCGAUGGUACCGAUGUUAGGGCUCUUUUCGAGCUUUCUUUGCUUGAUCAGAGUGGGAAAGGGAAGCAUAAGGUUCAUAGCCACUUCGAUCGUGCUCUUGAGAGCGGUCCUUAUACACUCAAGUAUCGUGGAAGCAUGUGGGGCUACAAACGCUUUUUUAGAAGGCUUAUGCUGGAAACAUCUGAUUUUCUCAAGGAUGAUUGUUUGAAAAUUAAUUGCACCGUUGGAGUUGUGGUCUCAGAAAUAGAUUGUCCACGGUUACAUUCUAUUCAUGUCCCUGCAUCUGAUAUUGGAUCUCAUUUCGGGAUGCUUUUGGAGAAUGAAGACGGUUCAGAUAUAACUUUUAAUGUCUCAGGUGAAAAGUUCCGUGCUCACAGGCUGGUAUUGGCUGCUCGAUCUCCCGUCUUUGAAAGCGAGUUUCUUGAUGUUACUGGAGAAGAAGAUUGUGAUAUCGAAGUUACUGACAUGGAACCUAAGGUUUUCAAGGCUUUGCUCCACUACAUAUACAAGGAUGCUCUCAUCGAAGAUGCAGAGUCAGCUUCAUCGUCCGGUUCAUCUGUUGGUCCUUCUGCCUCAGAUUCAUUAGCUGCAAAGCUGCUAGGAGCCGCUGAUAAAUACAAGUUGCCUAGACUCAGCUUAAUGUGCGAGUCAGUACUCUGCAAGGAUAUAUCCAUAGAGUCAGUUGCAAAUAUUUUGGCGCUUGCUGACCGCCACAAUGCUUCAGCCUUGAAAUCUGUUUGUCUGAAAUUCGCAGCAGAAAAUCUCAUUGCUGUUAUGAGGUCAGAAGGGUUUGACUAUCUAAGGGAACACUGUCCAUCACUUCAGUCUGAGCUUCUGAAAACAGUUGCGGGAUGCGAAGAGGAGUUCAGCGGAGGAGGAGGAGGGAAGACGAGAAGCGUGUGGGGCCAAUUCUCAGACGGUGGAACCGACACAAAUGAGAGAAGUGGAAGGCAACAACAGGCAUGGGGAGAGAUAAAUGGGGGAGGAGCAGAGAGAAGCCAGAGUGUUUGGGUCCAAGUCGUGAACGCUAAUGCAAGCGGUAGAAACAAUAAUGACAACAACAAUAACAGUGAUGAUCCCAUGGCAGAAGAUUGA
Molecule: messenger RNA, 1323 nt
Organism: Arabis nemorensis
Lineage: Eukaryota; Viridiplantae; Streptophyta; Magnoliopsida; Brassicales; Brassicaceae
Source: the annotation of a GenBank genome assembly